Messenger RNA from Aspergillus affinis, 1464 nucleotides. RefSeq lists its product as uncharacterized. Bases 1 to 1464 code for a protein of 487 amino acids. The record is from RefSeq and is a predicted model, not a curated record. The transcript has a single exon. Lineage: Eukaryota; Fungi; Ascomycota; Eurotiomycetes; Eurotiales; Aspergillaceae.
AUGGAAACAUCGGAAAUCCUCGUCCACGUCUCCGCUCCCAGCACCGCCGCGGACGAUGCCCGCUAUCGUGCUCAGGUCCAGGCCAUCCUCGGCUUCCAGCCUGUCUCGUGCCAAGUAACUACUCUCAGUUCGGUCGAGAGCUCCUGUGAUCGAACUCAGGAGCAAGAUCAGAGUCAAUGUCCAGAUCGAGACCAAGGUCAAGGUUACGAUUGCCCGCUUCCCAAUGACGUCUGUCAUCGUGAUGCCGAUACUCAUGCUUCCCAAUCCGCCGGCCCACCUCUCCCUUGCACGUCCGAUUCUGCCUCCGAUCUCGAUCUCCACGUGAUCCCUCAUAAUAAUAAUGCCAUCCCUUCGCCAGCGUUCGCUACGGCGACAGCCCUCGCCGUUGACGAUCCGCCAUCUCGUGGUGGCGCCGCGCAGGAUUCGCUAGGUAGUCCGGUCAGUGUGAUACCAGACUCUCAGCCCGAGGGAUUGGUGUCGGGCAAUGCCACGGGUUUUGAAUCUUCGAGUCAGUAUCAGACACCGCCGCCGGAUCCCUCGUCGCCUCCCCCGUCAAAGCGAUGUCGAAUAGAGUCAGGUCCGACUCCAGAUGAACACUCAAAGGUCCCCACGGAUAAACAAUUUACUUCCACAGAACGCAAAAGAAAGCAAGAACAGGAGCUGGAAUUGAAAGAAAAAUACCAUCCACACCAGAGCGAUCAUGAAACCCGUCCUCCCCAUUCUACUCCCGCUCCCAUACCUACAUCCAAACCCAAACUUCCGGCUAAAGGCAAAGACAGCAACAAAGCAUCUCUACCUCCCCCUCCCACCCUCGAAGUCACAAUUGCUCCUCCCAUGCAAAUCAAACCCCCUCCACCUCCAAUCUCCAACAAGAAGUUCACCACACACAUCACACCCACCCUAUCGAUGCUCUUCAACCGUCUCCAUUCCCCGCGAAUCUACACACCCAUCCAGCAGUCCCGCCCCCUGGAUAUUCUCGAACGAGGAUACUGGUAUCUUCGUAUUGACAUCCUACACCCAGACGCCGACGCGAACAAACCCAAACCCCACCCAAAUACCUGGGACCCGUCCCUCUUCAACCGCUUCUGGUCUUUCCUAAGCGAGUUUGUAGGCCAAGAAGGGCGAGCAGGAUGGGGUGUGUGGUGUUCCCUCGAAGAUGUUUCUGCGACUGUUAGUACGGAUCCCGGUUCUGGCUCCCAAACUGAUUCAAACUCCACCUCUCAGCACAACCAACACACCCCCCCAGCUCACGAACUAGGUCUGAAAGUAUACGCAUGGGGCGAGAUCGCCGUGCAUAUAUACCUACUUCUCUUUCUGGCGAGCGAGCGCCGCAUCCGAAAGAUGGGCGCGCAGUGGCGCGACGGCAGCGAAGAGAUCGUGAUUCGCAUGCCGACGUCUACUUCUACUUCCACGUCCGCGUCCACUUCUACUAAUAAAGACCUGCCUGGGAACCUAGCCGGCUAG